Messenger RNA from Myiozetetes cayanensis, 1002 nucleotides. Its product is annotated as olfactory receptor 10AC1-like. The record is from RefSeq and is a predicted model, not a curated record. Bases 1 to 1002 code for a protein of 333 amino acids. Gene Ontology annotation, cellular component: membrane. Gene Ontology annotation, molecular function: olfactory receptor activity; G protein-coupled receptor activity. The transcript has a single exon. Gene Ontology annotation, biological process: G protein-coupled receptor signaling pathway. NCBI's taxonomy places the organism in Eukaryota, Metazoa, Chordata, Aves, Passeriformes, Tyrannidae.
AUGCCAUGUGAAGGCUGCAUGGAGAGGGACAAUAUGAGCACUGGUGCAACCAUGGAGUUCCUCCUGCUCGGCUUCUCUGAGCUGCUCUGUCUGCGGGUCCUCCUCUUCCUUAUUUUUCUCGUUGUUCAUUUGGUCACAUUGGCAGGAAAUAUGAUGGUCUUCAUGGCAGUGGUUAUGGAGCCUUCACGUCCCCCCAUGCUUUUCUUCCUCUGCCAGCUCUCUGCCAUCGAGCUCUGCUACACCCUAGCCAUUGUCCCUAAGGCGCUUCUCAGCCUGAUAGUGGUGGACGGCAGCACCAUCUCUUUCAUAGGCUGUGCUGCACAGAUGCACCUUUUUGUGGCACUCGGAGGGGCUGAAUGCUUCCUCCUGGUAGCCAUGUCCUACGACCGCUACGUGGCCAUCUGCCGGCCCCUUCACUACAUGGCUGUGAUGAGCCAAGGGUUCUGCCUCAGGCUGGCUGUGGUGUGCUGCCUGGGAGCCUUUGCUGUUGCCCUGGGGUUGACAGUGGCUGUUUUCCGCUUACCUUUCUGUCAGUCUCGUCGUAUCAACCACUUCUUCUGUGAUGUCCCUGCUGUGCUGCACCUGGCCUGUACACAGAGCUACACCCCCGAGCUGCCCUUGCUGGCUGCCUGCGUGCUCCUCCUGCUGCUCCCCUUCCUCCUAAUCCUGACCUCGUAUGUCUGCAUUGCUGUGGCUUUGGUACAGGUCACCUCCUCUGUGGGAAGGGGCAAGGCCUUUUCCACCUGUGUUUCACACUUGGCCAUCACCUUACUACACUACGGAUGUGCCACUUUCAUUUACAUUCGUCCUAAGUCCUUUUACUCACCAGCCCGAGACAAGGUGGUGUCUCUGGUCUACACCAACAUUACUCCACUAUUGUAUACCCUCAUUUACAGCCUGAGGAACAAAGAAAUCAGAGGUAUCCUCAGGAAAAUGUUGAGAAGGAAGAAAAUAGCUCCGCUAAACUGUGAUACUAUCAGAGUUGAGAUGUGUGUGUGGUAA